ACAAUCUGCAAGCAUUAUGGUUUCAGGAGCUUUUUAAUGUUUAAGAGGAAGUGGAAAAGGAAAUUAUAACUGAAAUGGUGUCUUGAAUUUCACAACGGUCUUAAGUAAUAACAAUUGCUACUUAUAAUACUUGUCCCUCGGUGCAGAGAUGGGAUUUUUCUAUUUUUUUUUCUUCAAGAGCAGUUUGAAUGAUCAUUAAUUUUCCUGAUUAGUGUAAGUAGUAUAAACUCAAUGGUAUUACGUCAGGAGUACUGUAAAACACUACACUUGCUUUAUUCUGCAGCGGAUAUCGAAGCAAAUGUUUCUCCAAACGUCAACAAAAAAGUGUUUCAGGUUCAUUUUUUUCUGAAAACUGUUCUGUGAAAGUAUUUCGUGCUGGAAAGAAAGGAAAGAGAUAUUGGAAUAUGAGGUCGUGAAAAUAAAUGAUAUGGUAUCACGAGACAAAGAAAAGUGCACGGAAAAAUAUACAUCACAACCACCCGACGGCAUGCUGCACUGCAAGGAUGGAUCAAAAUUAAAGAGUAAACAAGGGUUGCAUGAAUACAUAAAUCAGCAAGAAACUUCAUAUUAAGAUAAAUAUUCAGUGAGAUGUUACCUAUAUUGGUGCACUUUCUGUUUUGCAUAUGUACGAGAAAUUCUCAUCGAUCACUUUCCCUAGCUGCAAGUGUUUGCCUAUUAUCUAUGAUUGCACAUACCGUAUCGGACUCUUCGUUUAGCGGAACAGACCUAAUAACAUCUGUGACCGCGCAACAGCUGGGAAAUGUUUCUUCAAAUAAUUUCUUAAUCGAGUCAAACAGUUUUUACCCAAGUGCAACUAAAAAGUUCAAAUCUACAGCAAUUGAGCACUCUUUAUCAAACAUCGAGGCGUUGUUCUCAGAAACGAAAAAGUUUUCACAGUUAGUUACUGAAAUACCUGUUGCUACAGGAUUACAAUCAUCGCCGUCAUCAAGUGCAGAUAUAUUGAAUUUAAAAGCAACACAUAUGUUUAAUUUAAAUAGUCAAUCGUUUUCUUUGAAAAUAAUGCCAUUGUCGUCGUCAUUCAACGACGGUCAGACAUCACAAAGCCCGACAAAACCACAAGACGACAUCAUAACCAAUGUGUAUUUACCGCUAUUUUCAUCAUUUAACAAAGAAUCUGUUUCAACGACAUCAUUUUCCGACGACAUGACGACAGAGAUAUCAACAUCUUUUACCAGUUUGGCUUCUCAAACAAUGAACUUGAUGUUUUCAUCUAAAACCCCGGCGUUUUCAUUAAACGAAGACUUAGUUCCGGAUGUUCAUACAUCAUCAACGAUAAACACGUUUGUCUCAGAUAUUUUAAUUACGCCGUUGUCGAAGACAUUUUUUGAUGAUUUAUCAAAAUCGCAGAACUCGCAAACAUCAGACAUAAAAACAAUACCUGAAAUAGAAAUAAGCGCAGAUACAUCCCAUCCAGUUCUGAAUUUUAAAAAGACUAUUGAUUCCGGUAUACAAAGCGUAACACAACUUCCUAAAGAGGAACUGUCAACAGAUACAGUGGAUGAGUCAGUAAAGGAUACCAGUAUUUCGGACACAGGCACUGCGAAACGGUCGUUAUUGUCUACGAGUUCAAGUAUAACUGGCGAAUUAAAAGACUCUUUUACUUUUACAGAGUCCUUAUUGUAUGGCCAAUCGAAGUUAAAUAGCUUGCCUAUAGAAAAUUUGUCCACUGAUGAAAAAGUGCCCUCUUCAUUAUAUGAAGCCUUAAAUCCACAACCAAGCUUGUCAGACCUGUUAUCAACAGGGACAUUAAUGAAUUCAGAGUCUCAGAAGUCAUUAAAACCUUCUCCAAAUCAUAUUUCAUCGCCCGAAUUACAGCCAUCAUUUACUGAUAUAUGGAGCUCACAGUCACAAAAUAGUUUUCUAUCAACAGAGACGCUAUUUACAGAUACCCCAAAAUUGUCUUCUUCAAGUAGUGCAGUUUUUGAUACCGUGGCAUCAAAAAUGUCAUCUUUAACAAUGAACACAUUUUCUGAAACUACAAUACAGGAUUUAGAUGCAAAAGAUUUUCAACAAAAUCUAAUGACAUCCUAUGUACGACCACAUUUUACUGAUACGUCAUUCAUGUCAAUAAACACGGACAUGCUAAAUACAGAAUCACUCUUUUUAUCUCCAUCAUCGGGGCCAAUAUCAGAGUUACCGUCCUCUUAUAAAAGGACAGAAAGGUUAGCUCUAUCACCAGCGUUUUCAUCAAAUGCAUCGAUUGACAUCUCUGUAAUUUCAACAUCAGAAGUCAGUGUCCUUCUACUUCCGUCAUUAUUAACUGUAAAAUUGUCUUCAGUAGACGAAAUGGUAUUAUCAACAUCUGCUGAAAUACUUAAAUCAGAGUCUCAAUAUUCUUCAACAUUUUUAACAGCUUCGUCGGCAACAGAAAAAGGGUCUUUAUCGUUUACAAAGGUAAUGACUUUAGAGUUACAAGAUUUGUUUGGAACAUAUGACAAAACUCGCAUUUGGACUUCAAUAACAAAAGUUCCAACUAUAGAACAAGGUCAUUCAAAUGAUCAUGUACAAACACUGCUAAAAGACAUACACGGUUUGUCUACACCCUUGACCAAACAUAAAGUUACUGAACAAGAACAAUCUACAGCGUCUGAAGGAACAUUAUUAACAGAUGUGAAUCAACUUUUAUCGUCAUUUUCUGAACUUAAGGAUUCAGGCAAAAUGAAAUUUGGACAGACGACUCCAAAAAGAAACCAAUAUAAAACAUCCCCAGCAACAUUGUUAACAGACAUAAAUGAGCUCACACCAACAUUUACUGGACGACAGAAUUCUGAACAAACUCAACAAAAAACAUCUUCAUCAACAUCGAUAACAGAUAUAAAUGAACACUCACCAUCAUUUACCGAACAACAGAUAUCUGAACUAAAGCAACACAAAACAUUUUCAGAUACAUUGGUAAUGUACAUAAAUGAGCUCUCGCCAAUAUUUACAGGACAACAUAAUUUUGAGCAAAGUCAAAAUAUAACAUCUUCAGCAACAUUGACAUCAGAUAUAAAUGAUCUCUCACUGUCAUUUACAGAACAACAGAAUUCUGAACAAAGCCAAGACGAAGCAGCUUCAUCAACAUUGAUAACCGACAUAAAUGAUCUCUCGCCACCAUUUACAGAACAACAGAAUUCUGAACAAAGCCAAGACGAAGCAUCUUCAUCAACACUGAUAACACACAUAAAUGAGAUUUCACCAUCAUUUACCGAACAACAGAAUUCUGAGCAAAGCCAACACAGAACAUCUUCAGCAACAUUGAUAACAGACAUAAAUAAGCUCUCACCAACAUUUACUGGAAAACAGAAUUCUGAUCAAAGCCGAUACGAAGUAUCUUCAACAACAUUGAUAACCGACAUCAAUGAGCUCUCGGGCACAUUUAACGGACGACAGAAUUUUGAACGAAGGCUACACGUAGCAUCUUUAGCAAUAUUGAUCACCGACAUAAAUGAUCUCUCACCAUCAUUUACAGAACAGCAAAAUUCUGAACAAAGCCAAGACGAAGCAUCUUCAGCAAUAUUGAUAACAGACAUAAAUGAGAUUUCACCAUCAUUUACCAGACAACAGAAUUCUGAGCAAAGCCAACAUAUAACGUUUUCAUCAACAUUGAUGACAGACAUAAAUGAGAUUUCACCAUCAUUUGCCGGACAACAGGAUUUUGAGCAAAGCCAACAUAUAACAUCUUCAUCAACAUUAAUGACAGACAUAAAUGAGAUUUCACCAUCAUUUACUGGACAACAGAAUUCUGAGCAAAGCCAAUAUAUAACAUCUUCAGCAACAGUGAUAACAGACAUAAAUGAGCUCUCACCAACAUUUACUGGAAAACAGAAUUCUGAGCAAAGCCGACACGAAGUAUCUUCAGCAAAAUUGAUAACAGACAUAAACGAGCUCUCAGACACAUUAACUGGACAACAGAAUUCUGAACAAAGGCUACAUGUAACAUCUUCAGCAACAUUGAUAACCGAAAUAAAUUAUCUCUCAUCAUUAUUUAAAGAACAUAAUUCUGAACAAAGCCAAAACGAAACAUCUUCAGCAACAUUGAUACACGUAACAGAUAUAAAUAAGAUUUCACCAUCAUUUACCGGACAUCAGAAUUCAAAGCAAAGCCAACACAUAACAUCUUCAGCAACAUUGACAACAGACAUAAAUGAGCUGUCAUCGAAAGUUACCGGGCAACAACUUUCUGAACAAAGCCAACACAGAACAUCUUCAGCAACAUAUGAUGAGCUUUUACCAUCAUUUACCGGACUAGAGAUUUCAGAACAAUACAAAACCUUUUCCGAAAAGCAGAAAACAGAUAUUAAUGAGCUCUCGGAAUCAUUUAUGAAACUUAAGAUUUUGAAACAAACACAACUUUAUGUCUCUUCAGUAAACAUAAAUAAGUUUUCACCAUCAUUUUCCAGGCCAGUGUUUUCGGAAUAUAAUCAACACAAACCGAAAUCUCAAGAAGAAUUGACGAAAAGGAAAAAUGACACCUUGUCAUCGUUUACCGGAAUAGAAAUUUCAGAACGUAGCCAACACAAAGCAUCUUCAAUAGAAAUAGAAAAAGACAUAAGUAAUCUUUCACCAUCAUAUCAUUUACUAAAUGUUUCAGGCCAACACCAAACAUCUUCAAGCACAUCGACAACAGUGAUAAGCGAGCUCUCGUCGUCAUUUACUGGACUAAACAUUCUAAAACAAAGCCAACACAAAAUAUAUUCAGAAGAAUUCACAACUGGGAUUAGAAAUCUUGCAUCAUCAUAUCACGGACUAAAGAUUUCAGAACCACAUCAAACAUUUUCCAGCACAUUGACAACAGAGAUAAGCGAGCUCUCGCCAACAUUUACUGGUCUAGAUAUUUCAAAACAGCGUAAAACAUCUUCCAAAGAACUGACAAAAACGAUAAGUGAACACCUGUUAUCUUUUACCAUAAACAGAAUUUCAAAUGAAAGCCAUCAAGAAACGUCUUCUGAAACAUUAACACUAAAGGUACAUGUACUUCCAUCGACAUUUGUUAGACUAAAUAUUUCAGAAACACCCCAAACGUCUACAGAACCAUUGACAAGAGCGAUAGAUGAAUUCUCGCCAUCAUUUAACGCACUAUUAAUUUCAGAACAACACAGAACAUCUUCAAGCACAUUGAUAACAGAGAGAAGAGAUUUCUCGUCAACAUUUGCUGCACAAAAGAUUUCAAAGAAAGGCCUACACAAAACAUCUUCAGAAGAAUUUACAACACACAUCAGCGAGCUCCCGACAUCUACUGGACUAAAGAUUUCAGAAGAACAUAGAAAAUCUUCAGAAGAGAUGACAAUAGAUAUAAGCGGACUCUCGCUGCAGUUUGGCGAACUUCAGAUAUCGGAACACAAAACACCUUCAAGCAUAUUGACAACAGAGAUAAGCAGGUACUUGCCAUCAUUUACAGGACUUGAGAUUUCAGAACAAUAUAAAACAUCUUCAGAGGAAUUAAUUACAGAGAUAAGCGAGCUCUCGCCAUCAUUAACCGAACUAAAGAUUUCUGACCACAAAACACCUUUAAGCCUAUUGACAACAGAGGUAAGCGUGCACUUGCCAUUGUUUACCGAACUAAAUAUUUCAGAACAAGGCCGACAUAAAACAUCACCAAGCAUAUUGGCGACAUCUUCAAGAACAGUGGCAUCAGAGUUAAGCGAGUUUUCGCUGUUAUUUUCAAGACAGCAUAAUACACAUUCAAGAACAUUGGCAACAGUUAUAAACGAAGUUCCGCCAUCAUUUACCGAAUUAGAUAUUUCAAAACAGCAUAAAAUAUCGUCAAGCACAUUAGCAGCAGAAAAAAGCAAGCUCUCGCCAUCAUUUACUGGACUAAAGAAUUCAGAACAACACGAAAUAUAUUCAGAAAAAGUGACACCAGAAAUAAGUGAGCUAACGCCAUCAUUUACUGCACUAAAUAUUUCAGAACAACUCGUCACAUCUUCAAGCACAGUGUCAACGAAGAUAAGUAAGCUGUCACACUUAAAUACCGGAUUAGAUAUUUCAGAACAACAAUUGACAACAAGGAUACACGAGCUCUCAACAAUAUUUACCGGACGAAAUAUUUCAGAACAACACAAAACACUUUCAGAAACAAACGCAGCAGAUUUAAGUGAGAUAUCGCCAUCAUUUCAUUUUCAUAUCAGAACAACAGACCAUGUCUUCAAGAACAUCUCCAAGAAAGAUAACCUUCUUACCAUCAUUUACUAGACUAGAGAUUUCAGAACAACAGAAAAUAUCUUCAGAAACAACAGAUAAAAGUGAGGUAUCGCUAUCAUUUACUGGACUUAUGACUUCAGAACAUAGCCAACCUGCAACUUUUCCAGAAACAUUGACAGAAGA
Molecule: messenger RNA, 6327 nt
Organism: Mercenaria mercenaria
Lineage: Eukaryota; Metazoa; Mollusca; Bivalvia; Venerida; Veneridae
Product: mucin-3A-like
Exons: 2
Coding region: 589-6195 (1868 amino acids)
Source: RefSeq, a predicted model, not a curated record